Messenger RNA from Glossina fuscipes, 2631 nucleotides. It is a transcript of the gene Ir93a, whose product is annotated as ionotropic receptor 93a. Gene Ontology annotation, molecular function: ligand-gated monoatomic ion channel activity. The transcript is spliced from 13 exons. The record is from RefSeq and is a predicted model, not a curated record. NCBI's taxonomy places the organism in Eukaryota, Metazoa, Arthropoda, Insecta, Diptera, Glossinidae. Gene Ontology annotation, cellular component: membrane. The coding region runs from base 46 to 2631 and encodes 861 amino acids.
AAAUUUUCACAGUUUUAGUUCAAUUUGAUUGUUGGCCACUUCAACAUGCAGCUUAUCGUUGCUUUAUUCAUUUUAACUUUAAAAUUUAUUUUCGGUUUAACGUCGGGCCAGUAUAACGAUUUCACCUCAUUCCUGAAUGCAAACGCAACAUUGGCUGUUAUUGUAGAUCAAAGCUAUAUGCAACAAACAGGUGAAAACAUUUUAGCUCAUUUUCAAAAAAUCCUCAACGAUGCAGUGCAUGAAAAUUUAAAAUACGGCGGCAUUAACUUUAAAUACUUUACAUGGACCGGGAUACGUUUAAAGAAAGAUACUUUGGCUGCUAUUACCAUUAUGGAUUGCGACAAUACAUGGGAAUUUUUUGAAGAUAUGAAAACUCCUAACGUCCUUGUUGUAGCUAUAACGAACUCCGAAUGCCCACGUUUGCCUAUAAAUCAGGCUUUAAUGAUACCUUAUGUAGAUCGGGGCCAGGUAUUUCCUCAAAUGAUAUUAGAUGCAAAGGUGCAAAAGAUUCUCAAUUGGCAGACAGCAAUUGUAAUAAUGGAUCAGACGUUAAUAAAUGAAGGCGGCCAUUUACAGGAAUCUAUUAUGCAUGAAAGCAUUAAACGUAACAUCGAACCGAUAUCUAUCGUUUUGUAUAGCAUCGACGAUCAGUUAAAAGGACAAAAGAAGCGAUUGGCUAUUCGAGAAAUUCUUCAAUUAUUCGAUAGCAGAUCGCAGAACAAACAACAAUUUAUGAUUUUUUCCAAAUUUUAUGAAGACAUAAUUGAAAUCGCGGAAAAUAUGCAAAUGUUUCAUGUCGGCAAUCAAUGGUUAUUUUUUAUAUUUGAAGAUAAGCGAAAAAAUUUUGAUGUCACGUCGGUGACGCAAAAUUUGGAAGAAGGCGCUAAUAUAGCUUUUGCGUUAAACGAAACUCGGAGCGAAUGUAAGAAAUCAUUAAAUUGCACUCUAACUGAACUAUCAACAGCCCUGGUUAGUGCCAUAUCUCAGAUGACGUUGGAAGAGCAAUCAUUAUAUGGCGCUGUAUCCGAUGAAGAAUGGGAGUAUAUACGUUACACGAAACAAGAGCAACAACAUGAAAUCUUAAAUUAUAUGCGUAAUUAUUUGAAAGAUCACAUUUCGUGUUCUAGUUGUGCUAGAUGGCGCGUUAUCACCGCUUUGACUUGGGGCAAAAACCAAGAACAUCAAAGUAUUGUUCACACGAUGGAUAUUUCCGAAAAUCGCAAUAAAAACUUUGAAUUCACAGAUGUGGGUUAUUGGUCACCUACCUCUGGUUUUGUUGCCCAUGAAUUAUUGUUUCCCCAUGUAGUGCACCAUUUUCGUAACAUUACUUUGGAUAUUGUUACCAUACAUAAUCCUCCUUGGCAAAUUAUAAAAAAGGAUGCGAAAGGCACAAUUAUCGAGUAUUCUGGCAUUGUUAUGGAAAUCGUGAAGGAACUAAGCCGGAUGUUAAAUUUCACGUACAAACUGCACGAUGCUAAUAUUUUAGAAUAUGAUGGACACGAAAACGGAAGUGAAACGGAUCGGUUAACUGGUGCUUUGACCUAUUUUAUACCAUAUCAGGUCGUCAGACUGGUUCAGGGAAAUAAGUUCUUUAUGGCUGCCGUUGCCGCGACUAUAAACGAUCCAGAUAAGAAAGCAUUUAAUUUCACAACACCAAUUAGCAUACAACGAUAUUCCUUCCUCACGCGUAAACCCGAAGAAGUCAGCCGAAUAUAUUUAUUUACAGCACCAUUUACUUUAGAGACAUGGAUUUCAUUAAUCGCUGUAAUAUUUGUUACCGCACCGAUCCUAUAUUUGGUAAAUUGCUCAGUACCUACUUUACAUUUGAAAGUGCAAGGGCUUUGCACUCUGAAAAGCUGCUUCUGGUAUAUAUAUGGCGGUCUAUUGCAGCAAGGAGGCAAGUAUUUACCGAAAGCCGACUCAGGCCGUUUGAUAAUUGGCGUUUGGUGGAUUGUUGUAAUAGUUCUAGUGACGACAUAUUGUGGUAACUUGGUGGCAUUUCUAACAUUUCCACGUUUCCAACCAGGUUUCGAUUAUCUUCAUCAACUUUUCGUACACGGAGACUUCAAAGAAGAACUGGGUUUAAGAAACAAUACAUUUUUUGAGAAUUAUGCUGCGAUAUCGAGUCGAUUAGAUUUUCAAAAAUACUUAAAUCAUGCUAUCGUUUACAAUAACUCUUUACAAGAAAAUCUGGAGGCGGUAAAAAUUGGCAGUCGUAUCAACGUAGACUGGCGUAUUAAUCUUCAACUAAUUAUCCAAAAUCAUUUUGAGAAAGAAAAGGAAUGCACCUUCUCAAUGAGUAAAGAGAGCUUCCUGGAUGAGCAAAUUGGUUUAAUCAUACCAAUCGGUAGUCCAUAUUUGGACUUAAUAAAUGCCCAAAUAUAUCGUUUAUAUCAAAUGGGUUUCAUAGAACGAUGGCAUCAAACAAAUUUGCCAUCCAUGGAUAAAUGCAAUGCUAAAGGCGUAUUAAGGCAAAUAACAAAUCAUAAAGUAAACUUGGAUGAUAUGCAAGGAUGUUUUCUAGUGUUACUUACAGGUUUCAUUGUAGCUGGGAUAAUGAUAUUGGGAGAAUUCUGGCAUUAUCAGUGGCAUCUCAAGCAAAUAACAAGACGAAGACUCUUUUCUGAAUAA